Molecule: messenger RNA, 603 nt
Organism: Tetrapisispora phaffii CBS 4417
Lineage: Eukaryota; Fungi; Ascomycota; Saccharomycetes; Saccharomycetales; Saccharomycetaceae
Product: 40S ribosomal protein eS8
Exons: 1
Coding region: 1-603 (200 amino acids)
Biological process (GO): maturation of SSU-rRNA from tricistronic rRNA transcript (SSU-rRNA, 5.8S rRNA, LSU-rRNA); translation
Cellular component (GO): ribosome; cytosolic small ribosomal subunit
Molecular function (GO): structural constituent of ribosome
Source: RefSeq, a predicted model, not a curated record
AUGGGUAUUUCUCGUGAUUCUCGUCACAAAAGAUCUGCUACAGGUGCUAAAAGAGCUCAAUUCAGAAAGAAGAGAAAGUUCGAAUUAGGUAGACAAGCUACCAACACCAAAAUCGGUACUAAGAGAAUCCACUCCGUCAGAACCAGAGGUGGUAACAAGAAAUACAGAGCUUUAAGAAUUGAAACUGGUAACUUUUCAUGGGCUUCUGAAGGUGUUGCUAAGAAGACCAGAAUCGUUGGUGUCGCUUACCAUCCAUCCAACAAUGAAUUGGUUAGAACUAACACUUUAACCAAGGCUGCUAUUGUUCAAAUCGAUGCUACUCCAUUCAAGCAAUGGUACGAAUCUCACUACGGUGCCUCUUUAGGUAAGAAGAGAAAUGCUAAGGAUGAAGAAAUCGUUGCUCCAUCUAAGAGUGCUGAAAAGAAAUGGGCUUCCAGAGCUGGUUCCGCUAAGGUUGAACAAGCUGUUGAAUCUCAAUUCGGUGCUGGUAGAUUAUACGCUGCUAUCUCUUCCAGACCAGGUCAAUCCGGUAGAUGUGAUGGUUACAUCUUAGAAGGUGAAGAAUUAGCUUUCUACUUAAGAAGAAUGACUGCUAAGAAAUAA